AUGCUUUUGUUCUUUUUAAUUGUUGUUGUUCCAUGCACGCUAGGGCUGCAAGUUGCCAACAUCUCGCUUUGUCCGCAACUGGCAAAGAGAACGAAUCCUCCGCUUGGAGCGUAUGACUUGCGUCCAGAUGACUUUACCAUGAUUAUGGCUUUGGGUGACAGCGUGUCUGCUGGCUUUGGCAUUGGCGGCAUACAGGGUCAGUUUCUUAGUGAUAACAGCUUACAAGAAUAUAGAGGUUCAAGUUUUUCAAUUGGUGGUGAUCCCAAUGCUACCACGGUAGCAAAUAUGGUACGCUAUUACUCCACCAACCUUGUAGGUCCCUCGGUCGGUACAAACCUUAUCACAUUAUGCUUCCGUAAGUUGGGUGCCAAUGAUUACUUCAACGCUGCACAAUCUGGAGCUCACAGUUCUGAUUUGGAUCACGAAUUGGAUUAUCUCAUACCUACUGUGCAACAAUAUGCUGGAUUAAAUCAAAGUGGUUGGAAAAUGCUUAAUGUUUUUAUUGGAUCUAAUGACCUUUGUGCCAUUUGCGAGGGAGGCUAUCGAUCGCCAACGGAGUAUGGACAAAACAUUCUUGCAGCGCUGGAAAGAUUUCGAUCUAGUAUGAGCAACGUCUUCGUCAAUUUAAGCAAGAAUCUCGGCCUUAUACAUGUUGAGGAUAUCUAUCAAUUGACCAUGAACUCAAGCUACUGCAAACCUUUUCAAAAUAACGCCUUCGUGGUCCAUGAUUAUGAAUGCCCUUGCGCCCAUAGUAUGGCAAACCAAACGGCCAUGGCAGCCAACGUUGAAUUUUACAAUCAAGCACUUAAAAGCGUCUAUUCGACAUAUGCAGCUCAAAAUUUUCCAACUUUUGGGGUAGCUUACCAGCCUCUUCCUGUCAAUAUUAUGUCCUUUCCCAUCGAAGCUAUCAGUAAUAUAGAUUGUUUUCAUCCAGCCCUAAUGGCACACGAAUGGUUAGCGAAAAUGAUAUGGAAUAUGAUGUUUGUACCUCAAAGUCAAAAGCCAUCCACACUUACCUUUAACAUGGCGGCGACGACUUACUGCCCAACAGAAUCCGACAGGCUACAAAUUUUUUAAUUGAUAUAGGC
Molecule: messenger RNA, 1088 nt
Organism: Umbelopsis ramanniana AG
Lineage: Eukaryota; Fungi; Mucoromycota; Umbelopsidomycetes; Umbelopsidales; Umbelopsidaceae
Exons: 7
Coding region: 1-1077 (358 amino acids)
Biological process (GO): phospholipid metabolic process
Molecular function (GO): glycerophospholipase activity
Source: RefSeq, a predicted model, not a curated record